AUGCCCCUCCUCCCCUCACUGGUGGCGCGUGCGGCGGAGACGCCGGUGACGGCAGUCCUGUUGACACUUGUGUGUAUCAUUGUGCUGUUGAGCAAUUCCAACGAUUUAACGUGCAUGCAUGGCACACUCUAUGAGCUAUAUCCCUGGCGCUUCAUCACCUAUUCACUAGCAGCGACAAUUCGGGAGCCCUGGCGUAUCGUCGUGAACACCGCUGUUGUCCUCGCCGGAGCGUCUGCGGAGGCGACUACAGGCAGCAGUGAGUACGCCAUCUUCCUGCUCUUCACCACAGUGGCGACAGGCUUGCUGGUGCUCAUCGCCGACCUCGUCAUCUGCCACCCGCUUCGGUUUUCUUUCCUCAACAAAGAUGACAGCUACAACCGGCCGUACGGUUACACUGGCAUGUGGCCAGUGGCGGAGGUAAUUGGGUUCUCUCUGUGCCGCGUGCGGGGGAUGUCGGCGUUGGUCGGCCCGCGACUACUCGGCGCUCAGCUGACGCUCCAGCAAGUCCCACUCGCCAUUGUCUGGUUUGCCUUCGGCUGUGAUGUGGUCUCGCUGGUGAUUGGCCGCUGUCUUGAGGAAUAUUAUGAUCACUGGGAAGGUUGGCGAGGUAUGGUGGCGUGCAUCGCCUUGCUUGUGAGCUGGGUGUACGAGCGUCAUGUCACCGGAGCUGCGAGCAGCGCCUUCACCUUAGACGCCUUCAUAUACCCGGAACCGCUCCGAGAUGGCGUUCGCUCAGUGGGCAGCCGCCUGCAGAGGCUGCUGCAGGUCUUGCCAUUACGCGCUCUGCUUCCACCUGAGGGCGGGGCCAGUGGUGAGGCGGUAAUGUUGCCCACGCCGUUGUUCUCUCGUGCCGAAAUGGGCAGCGUCUUUCCCAGCAAAUCAAAUACCGCCACAGCGCUACUGCCCGGCACAACCGCAGAGGAAGCGGAGAGGCACCGCCUCAUCGCACGAGAGGCUCUCGCCCGCCGACUUCAGCAAGAGCGGCAGGCGCAAAGCCCAUCUACAUCCCUUGGUGUAGAGGCAGCCGAAUCGGCGGCGAAGACGGCGUAG
Molecule: messenger RNA, 1050 nt
Organism: Leishmania braziliensis MHOM/BR/75/M2904
Lineage: Eukaryota; Euglenozoa; Kinetoplastea; Trypanosomatida; Trypanosomatidae
Exons: 1
Coding region: 1-1050 (349 amino acids)
Biological process (GO): retrograde vesicle-mediated transport, Golgi to endoplasmic reticulum
Cellular component (GO): membrane; Golgi apparatus
Source: RefSeq, a predicted model, not a curated record